GACCCACCUUCCCGCUCUUUUCUGAGUCAGCCAGAUUCCACUACUAAUUUGUGCUUUCCGCCAAUCCCUUCUUCCUCUCUCCGAAGCCCUAAUUGCUGAAGAUCACCCCCAGCCCCCAACGCUAUCUCCUCUCUCGAAUCUCUUUCUCAGUUUCUCGUCACUCUCUCCGACGACCUCAAGCUCUCCCUUCCCUGCGCUCGCUUCUCCGGCGGCAGAAGCAGACGGAACCGCAUCUGGUCCCUCGGCUGGUGGUGGUCGUUGUCUUCUUGCUUCUCACGGUCUCUGUCUCGCACCUGGUCUCGUUCUCUCCCUUCCCUGCGCUCCUCGUCGCGGUAGCAGAGGCAACAGAUCCCGGUUCGCUGGUCUUCGUUGUCGUCUUCUUGUUCGAGCCUUGCCGUCAGCUUCUCCCUCGCCAUCAGUUUCUCCUUCGACGUCAGCUUCCUUCGCGCAACCCGAUUUGGUCAAUUACCGGUUCGGUUCUGAUAACUAUGGCCACACGAGUUCACUUCUCCCUCUCCUAGUUUCGGGUUUCUAUAUGGUCCUGAACAAUUCUUGAAGCCCACUCAGAGAGCCAACUUUAUCCUUGAGAAAAUGUCUGCACCAUCAUCAUUGAUAGAGUCUCUAGUUCUUCGGCUCCAUGAGAUCUCAGCUGUCAAAUUUGGCAACUUCAAGCUCAAAUCCGGCAUCUCCUCACCAAUCUACAUAGAUCUCCGCCUCAUCAUUUCUUACCCUUCCCUUCUCCAGCAAAUAUCCCAAACCUUGAUUUCUGCUGUUUCAUCCACUACAUUUGACCUUGUAUGUGGGGUCCCUUAUACGGCCUUACCUAUUGCGACUUGUGUCUCUCUGGCACAGAACAUUCCCAUGGUAAUGCGUCGCAAGGAAAUCAAAGACUAUGGCACUUCUAAAGCCAUUGAAGGUGAUUUCAAGGCUGGCCAAAGUUGCUUAAUAAUUGAGGAUUUAGUUACCAGCGGCACAUCUGUUUUGGAAACAGCCGCACCUCUUCGUAAUGCGGGUUUGAAGAUCAGUGAUGCUGUUGUUUUGAUAGAUAGAGAGCAAGGUGGAAGGGAGAAUCUGGAGGAGAAUGGCAUCAAGCUGCACUCAAUUAUCAAAUUGACUGAGAUGGUGAAAAUUCUGAGGGAUCACGGGAAGCUUGAGGAAGAGACAGUUAGGAAUGUUAUGAAAUUCUUAGAUGAAAAUAAGAAGGUUGCUGCUUUGACAAAGCUGGAGAAGCCUGCAACCAAAGUUAAGGCUUUGUCAUUUUUGGAGAGGGCUAAGUUGUCCAAGAACCCAACAGGAAAGAAGUUGUUUGAGAUAAUGGCAGUGAAGGAGAGUAACCUAUGUUUGGCUGCAGAUGUUGGCACAGCAGCUGAAUUGCUUGAAAUUGCCGAGAAGGUUGGACCUGAGAUAUGCUUGCUGAAGACUCAUGUUGAUAUUUUGCCAGAUUUCACUCCUGAUUUUGGUUCUAAGCUUCUCUCGAUUGCAGAGAAACAUAACUUCUUGAUCUUUGAGGAUCGUAAAUUUGCUGACAUUGGUAACACAGUAACCAUGCAAUAUGAAGGAGGGAUCUUUCGUAUAUUGGAUUGGGCCCAUAUAAUAAAUGCUCAUAUAAUCUCUGGUCCUGGAAUUGUGGAUGGAUUAAAAUUGAAGGGCUUGCCUCGUGGCAGGGGUCUAUUGCUGCUUGCUGAAAUGAGUUCAGCUGGUAACCUUGCCAAGGGAGAUUAUACUGCUGCUGCACUGAAAAUUGCCGAGGAUCACUCUGACUUUGUAAUUGGCUUCAUCUCAGUCAAUCCAGCAUCGUGGCCAGGGUCACCGAUAAAUCCUUCUUUCAUUCAGGCAACUCCUGGUGUUCAAAUGGUAACUGGUGGCGAUGCAUUGGGGCAGCAAUAUAACACUCCAUAUUCAGUUGUUCAUGAUAGGGGCAGUGACAUUAUCAUCGUUGGCCGUGGCAUCAUCAAGGCAGCUAAUCCUGCCGAGGCAGCUCAUGAAUACCGUCUUCAAGGAUGGAAUGCAUACUUGGCAAAGUGCACUUGAAGGAUCUAUGUCAACAAUAAAAGGAUGGACUAAAUGUGGUUUUUUUGUGCUAACCAUAUUUCAACACUAAAAGGAAGAGCCUAAAUGCACUUUUAAGGUUGUCUUCGAACAGUAAAAGGAUGAACGAAAAUUGUGUUCUUGUUUGUGCUAACUGAAUUCCAACAAUAAAAGAACAAAAACUCCUUUAUUCUAGUAAAAUAAAUUAAUAAUUAAAUGAUAAUAUAUCGUAAAAAGAUUAUGUCAUAUGUUAUCAUCUAAUUUAUGGAAUAACUAAUCUGAUUCACAAUUAUAUCAUUCAG
This is a messenger RNA of Arachis stenosperma, 2330 nucleotides long. RefSeq names its product uridine 5'-monophosphate synthase-like. Gene Ontology annotation, biological process: 'de novo' UMP biosynthetic process; 'de novo' pyrimidine nucleobase biosynthetic process. The record is from RefSeq and is a predicted model, not a curated record. NCBI's taxonomy places the organism in Eukaryota, Viridiplantae, Streptophyta, Magnoliopsida, Fabales, Fabaceae. The transcript has 8 exons. The coding region runs from base 592 to 2031 and encodes 479 amino acids. Gene Ontology annotation, molecular function: orotate phosphoribosyltransferase activity; orotidine-5'-phosphate decarboxylase activity.